AUGUUCACAUCCGAGCGAUUGAUAUACCGCGCCAUCGAGGAAUCAGAUGACCCAUUCCUCGUGUCUCUCCACCAGGAUCCAGAAGCAUACCAGAAUACCGUUCCAUGGCUUCCCGUACCGCAAGGCAAGAAGAGUGCACCUCAACAUCGCGAACACUUCGAAAAAUGCAUGCUUGCCGCAAUGAUAUGUGUUCGUGAUGCAGACGUGCCCAUCGGUCUGGUCACCAUGAAGGACGCCAACAUACCUCCCAAUGGAAAGCACAUUCGGCAUGCAAGAAUCGGAAUCAACAUCAAGCGCGAGUAUCAAGGUCGUGGUUUUGGAAAAGAGGCUGUCAGCUGGCUUCUGGAUCGGGGCUUUCGACGAGCUGGUCUGCAUAAGAUCAGCUUGACUGUCUACGAGUUCAACACCAGUGCGAUCAAGUUGUACGAGAAGCUAGGAUUUGUGCUUGAGGCUAGGCUGCGGGAUUAA
Molecule: messenger RNA, 468 nt
Organism: Pseudocercospora fijiensis CIRAD86
Lineage: Eukaryota; Fungi; Ascomycota; Dothideomycetes; Mycosphaerellales; Mycosphaerellaceae
Exons: 1
Coding region: 1-468 (155 amino acids)
Molecular function (GO): acyltransferase activity, transferring groups other than amino-acyl groups
Source: RefSeq, a predicted model, not a curated record